AUGAACAACUCAAUCCCAGAUGGUCGCGUCGGCAACCUGACGCCGGAGCAGGAAGCCAAGCUGCGAGAGCUCUGGCAGGCCGUGUUCAAAUUGUACGACAUUCUACUGGAGUGGAAUCGCAAGAAAGACACAGAAGCCCCUGCCGCGCCCAAAGUCGAAGCUCCAAAGAAAUCCCGCUGGUUCGGACUAGGCGCCGCUCAGGCCGAACCAGUUGCCCCCGAAGUCCCAGAAGAAGCCCUCAAGCUUAUCGACUGCGGUGACACGGACAAAUACGGCCUAUCCAAGCAGUUCCAGCAAGUCAUCGCCACUCAGACGUCCCAAUCUCUUCGCGCCAUGGUUCUGGGAGCCAUCAAGCAUGAGCACCCAGAUGCCGUUGUUCUGCGAUUCCUCAGAGCCCGAAAGUGGGACGUCAACAAGGCUCUCGUCAUGAUGUUCUCUGCAAUGAACUGGAGACAUAACGAGGCCCAGAUCGACUCCGACAUCCUGACCAACGGUGAGGAGGUUCUCGUCCGCGACGAGCACGAUGGCAAAAUAAAGAGCAAAUGUCUGGCCCAGGACUUCAUGAAGCAAAUGCGCAACGGAAAGAGCUUCAUCCACGGUUUCGACCGUCAGAACCGGCCUGUCAGCUACGUUCGAACCAAGAUGCACCGUGCUGCUGAUCAGUCCGUCGAGAGCCUCGAGCGAUAUACAGUCUACCUUAUUGAAACCGCUAGAAUGACCCUACACCCUUCCGUCGAAACUGCCACUCUUGUGUUUGACCUCACCGACUUUACCCUUGCCAACAUGGACUAUGUUCCCGUCAAGUUCAUCAUUAAAUGUUUUGAAGCCAAUUACCCUGAAUCGCUGGGUUCGAUUCUUAUUCACAAUUCCCCUUGGGUUUUCAAGCCCUGUUGGAAAAUCAUCUCGGCCUGGCUUGACCCCGUUGUCGCAUCCAAGGUCCACCUCACAUACGGAGCCAAAGGCCUCGAGGAGUUUAUUCACCCCUCCCAGCUCCUCAAGGAACAUGGUGGUGAGGACGACUGGGAAUACAAAUACGAAGAGCCUAUUCCCGGUGAGAACGAUGCGAUGAAGGAUACCGCUACCCGCGACGCCCUCCUAAAGGAGAGACAAGACUUCGCCCAACAGUUCGAAGACGCUACUAGGCAGUGGAUCCAGAACCCAGAGGGUACACAGGCCGCCUCGCUUAAGCAGGAGAGAGAGAGCAUCGCCGUCUCUUUAAGAGAGAACUACUGGAAACUUGACAAGUAUGUCCGCUGCAGGUCCUUGUACGACCGACAGGGUAUCAUAGUGCCAGGUGGCAAGACGAACUAG
Molecule: messenger RNA, 1311 nt
Organism: Ustilaginoidea virens
Lineage: Eukaryota; Fungi; Ascomycota; Sordariomycetes; Hypocreales; Clavicipitaceae
Exons: 2
Coding region: 1-1311 (436 amino acids)
Source: RefSeq, a predicted model, not a curated record